AUGAUAUUAGGUUGUGAUAGAAGCGGUUCCUAUAAGAACAGAUUAAAUUUGACAGAUAAUUCACAUUGUAGACAGACAGCCUCAAAACUUUUGGGUUGUCCAUUUGAACUUUUAGAGUUAGACAUGAAAAUAUUUG
This is a messenger RNA of Scutellospora calospora, 136 nucleotides long. The record is from the annotation of a GenBank genome assembly. Lineage: Eukaryota; Fungi; Glomeromycota; Glomeromycetes; Diversisporales; Gigasporaceae.